Molecule: messenger RNA, 2064 nt
Organism: Schizophyllum commune H4-8
Lineage: Eukaryota; Fungi; Basidiomycota; Agaricomycetes; Agaricales; Schizophyllaceae
Exons: 2
Coding region: 9-1940 (643 amino acids)
Source: RefSeq, a predicted model, not a curated record
CCCAACGGAUGCAUGCCGCACUAUGCACCACCGAGCUCCUGGAGCUCAUCUUCUCUCACGUUUGCGAGAAAAAGUUUCUGAACGCUCUCGCGCGCACAUGUCGGGCCUUCCUCCGACCUGCGCUCGCCCUGUUGUGGGAGCGGAUCGUCACACUUGAGCCCUUCAUCUUGCUUCUACCGGAGUCGAAGAGGUAUAGGGAUAGUGAGACCCGGAUAACCACCAUCGACGACCUCACGCCCCCCGACGUGUCCCGCGCGCGCUUCUACGCACCCUUCGUUCGCGAUCUCGACUUGCGCAACAGCACCAGCAGCUUCGAGGUCGAUGGGCCAUCUGUCGCACGGGUCGCCCGUGCGCUGUGUGCGUCAGGCUUCUGUUCCCCAGGCGACAAGUCUGCCAACCCGCGCCAACACGCACCCUUCAUCUUCCCCAACCUCCGCACCUUUAGCCUCGUAGCCGGGUACGCGGACUCCCUCCCCGUGCUCUUGGCGCCGUCCGUGACAGACCUCGAGCUCAUCUUGCAUCAUCGGAGUAUGGACGUCGAGGAGCUGUAUCGGACGAUGGGGGUAUUGCUCGGUGGGGUGUGUCCCAGUCGGGGAGAUGGGAUGGCGCUGGGCGAGCGCGACGGGGUCCUCGCUGGGCGAGGGGGCCCCGACGGACUCGCGGUUCGUUCUCGGCGCGGGUGCUUUCCCCCAUCGGUCAAAAAGCUGCACGUUGUGCUUGACUAUCCGGAUAACCAGAACCAUCUGUUUCGCGAGUUGCUGGCGCGCCGCGGGGAUGGUACCCGCUCGCACUAUGGGGACAGUACACCCUCGCUCUGCGGGGACAGUACCCGCUCGCUCUGCGGGGAUAGUACCUCCUCACCCCUCACUGAUUCCAUCUCCUCCCACCCCAAGGACGACAUACCCACCCUCCCUGGCGACACCAUCUCUCCCCACCUAAAUACUAGUAUCACGUCGCGCCUCGGCGACACCCUCCAAUCCCUCGUCAUCGACUUCUCGCACCUGGACACCGCGACGUUGCGCGCCAUAGCCACCAUGCCCAGCCUCGAGCACCUGGAGGUCUACGGUGGAUAUCGGGCGCAUUCGUUUGAGCUGGACGAGUCGCUAGAUACCUCCCCGGCGACGAGGACGAUCGCAGAUACCUCCCCGGCGACGAAGAACAUCGCCCCGCGCCUCAAGUCCCUCGCCGUCGACAUCCUCACCCCGGGCGUCCUCGCGCCCUACAUCAGCGGCGCCGUCCUCCGCAUCCUCGACCCACCCGCGCUGACGCACCUCACGAUGGAGCGGAUUCUGAGUCCGGGGCAUAUGCGGCAGGCGUGCGCCGACAUCGCAUGCUCCUCGGCCGCCCGGACACUCACGCACCUCACCCUCACCGGAGACUGGACCGACACGAGUGUUUCCCCUCGCGACCUGCGCGCGCUCCAUGUAUGUCGCGGUUUGGAAGAGCUUGAGCUGGUGUGGCUCGAGAUCAGGUUCGGGGUGGGGGGUGUUCGGCGGAUGGGCGAAGUGCAGCGGAUGGGCGAAGUGCAGCGGAUGGGCGAGGGGGGGAGUAUCAGGCUCGCAGUGCAGAAUAUGUAUACCAGUCUCGAGGAGAACAUGGAUACCAGCCUCGAAGAGGCGGUCAUGGAUACCAGCCUCGAAGAGGCGGUCAUGGAUACCAGUCUCGAGGAGGAGAACAUGGAUACCAGCCCCGAAGAGGAGGAAAUUCGGGAGAUGGGCGCGGCGUGGCCGAGGCUGAGGCGAUUCGCGGCGAGGGAGGUGGGUAGAGGGGAGGGGGAGGGGCGCGCACGCGAACUCCACGCAGCGGAGGGUGUGGGCGGUGCGGACGCGCUGGGUGGGGGCGAUGCGGACGCGGCGGGAGCGCGCAACGGUGGCCCGCGAGGGGCGCGGCUCGCCGCGUUCGCGCGGUACUUUCCCAAUUUGGAGGAGCUUGAGGUCUAGGUCGAUGCGCGGGCGGCACCCGGUGGUACGAGGGCGGCACCCGGUGGUGCUAGCGCUUUCUACUUCUCCCCCUUUACUGCCAUCUCCUUCCUCUCCGCCGUCGACCCCUCUCAUUCCCCCCCCC